UCAGAAAUAAGCUAUAGUCUCUUUAGAUCAUCCCUCCUUUGCUUGAAAUAUAUUUAAUUGAUUUAAGACACUUACUCAGUAUGUUAUACCUGCUCCAAAGCCCAGUAUUGAAUUAAAUAAGGCCCAUGAAAAUUGUUUACGUUCUUUUAAAGGGUAAAUAGCAUUCACAGAGAUAAAAUUGUACAAGUCUUAGUUGAGAAGUGCUUUGAUAAUAACAACUUGUCUUAUGCUUCCAGUACUGCAAUGUUUCACAGUUCUUACAGUAUGAUAGUUUUUUGUACAUUUGUUUUUAAUUUUGUGGGGUAGCCUAUGGAAAAUCCCAAAUCGCCGUCUUCUAAGAGAAAAGUUCACCAUGACCAACAACACUGUUCUGAGGAGCAUAUGGAAGCACAUUCCAAGCCCGCAAAUGUGGUCAGUGACAUAAAAAAUUCACAUAGGAUUUCACUGCAAAAUACAGCAACUGAAAAGGUUGAAUAUUCAGAAGAUCUACUUGGAAACAAACUGUUACUUGCAAUGAAGAAUGAAUAUAAAUUGGGACAUUUGGUAUCUGGCACUGAUCUGGAGACAGAAAGGUUGAAUUCUGCCCAGGAGAAGGUAAUCUGGAGUAAAUCUAAACUUCCUGUACCUUCUCCCAAAUAUGGGAAAGAAUUUCAUAAUACAGAUGAUACUAACUAUACUACCAAGUUGCUGAAACAAGAAUUUUGGAAGUCAGUCAGUACUGACUCCGAUUCGCUAGCACAGAAUACAGAAAAAUCUGUCUUUUUAUACAGAGAAGAAUUAAAUAACUUAAAAGAAGUUGCAGAAACUGUUGCCUCUUUAAAUGAAUCACAUAUUACUUUAACUCCACUUAAAGAAAAUCAACUACAUUUUAUUAAAGAAUAUUAUAAAAACUCUGAAAAUGCCAGUGUUUGGGGUUCUUCUCCUACAACAGUAUGCAAUGAAAAAGCAGAAUCUGAAAACCAAGAUGUACGUAAAGAAUUUAAAAGUGAAGGUGACAGAUUCCAGGUUAAUUCUUUCUCCAAAACGGUGAAAGAUAAGCUACUAAUGCUUGAUCACAAAGAGCAAUUAGAAAAAGAAAAAGCACAACUGACUGUUGUAAAUCAGACACCUCCGAGGCUAGGAAAUCAGAAGUUGAGUGAAAUCACAGUAACCUCUGAAUAUGAUGGGAAAACUGAAGCAUUGCAAAAGUCUCUGAAAAAUUCCGAGCAUUUGCAAAAAAGAGUACACAAUCUUCAGAAUGAAAAUUUAGCUCUCAAGAACAAAGUCAAAUGUCUUGCUGUUACCAUACAGUCUUUGAAAGAAAAAACAUCAAACUGUGACAUGCAAAUUAAGCAUUUAGCUAAAGAAAAGAAAAGUAUGCUAAAGCAGUUGGUUAAAUCACAAGAAGACAACAAGGAAUGUAUUAAGGAAGUACAUAACUUACUAAGAAAAUGUAAAGAACUCCAGAAACAGCAAAUAAUCCUUGAGGAAGAGAAGAGUCAACUCCAUCAUGGAAACCAACAAACAAUACAGGCACUACAUGAUUUUCAAAUUAGGAACAAGCAAUUAGAAGAAAAGAUGACUACUGCUAUCUGUGAAAAAGGGAAGCUCAGUGCAAUGCUGGAGUGCUUGCAAAAGGAAUGCUCUACAGUACGAGAAACAAAUAAAAAACUUGAGAUAAAAAUAUCCCAGCUUACAGAAGAAAAGAGUUCCCUAGAGCAAGAGCUUGAAGGAAAUCAGAAUGAAAUACAACAAAUGAAGGAAAAAGAAACUGCAACAAAAUCUGAACGGGAGACUCAUCUUCAAUUAAUGCAAAUGUUGGCAGACAAGAAACUUAACCUUGAAAUGAGCCUGCAGGAAUGUUCUAAUGCUAAACAGAUGCUGCUGAAGGACUUUAAGAAGGUCCAGUCAGAUAAAGAUUAUAUAGAAAAGAAACUUAUGACUGAACUCAGAAAUGCAAAAGCAGAUAUUGAUCUUUUGAAGUCUAACUUGACCUCUGCAAACAGAGAAUGCAAGAGGUUAUCAAUGGUAAUAACAAACAUCACAGAGGAAAAUCAGGUACUUAAGAAAGAACUACAGGAACAUAGACAAGAUGCUUUCAAAUAUGAAAAUGACAUUAGAAAACUGAUUGAAGAACACUUAAUACUAGAAAAUCACCUGUGGACUAUUGAAAACGAGAGAGAUGUAUUACAGUUUGAAUUCCACCAUUUGCAUAAGGAUUACGUUUAUCUCCGAGGCCAAGCUACAGCCCUAGUCUGGGCACAAAAGACACCCAAUUCCAGUUUUGGCACUAUGCAAGAUGACUGUUCUGAAUAUUCCUCUGGAAUUUGUAAAGAAAUUCCUGAUUCUCAGUAUGCAGCUUUGGAAUACCUUUCACAAGGGAAUGACAAGAUUACUGAAACACAGAAGAAAAAUUGAAAAGGCAGAAGGACAUAUAGUAAAACUUCAGAGCAGUCUUCAUCAGCUGUACUACAUCAGAACAAGUUAGAAGUACAGUGCUGAUCAUUCUACCUAGGAAUGCUGUACCUACAAAGUUUAUAAAUGAAGAACAUGACGUAUCAUCCUGAUAAUUUGUACAAAGAGACACUGCAGUACCUGAGGCCAGCACCAGUACAAUUAUCUACUAUGAGGUAUAAAAAAGAAAGAAGGAAUUCCAUUAUAGGUCUUUGGAUAAAGAAAACAUCAACAUUCUUGUAAAGGUUAGUAUUUUAAAAUAUGGCUGGGUCCUCUUUUCUCAGAGGAAGGGGUUUUACACCUUAGUAAGUGCUGGUAGACCUGGCCAACAACCAUUGGUUUUAUUUUUAUUUUCUUUGAUGGAAAUGAGAGAUCCAGUCUAGAAAUUCUUAAAAAAAAAAAAAAAAAAUACUCAUCCUGUGAACAGCAAAAAGGAUGUUUACAAAAAAAGAAUAAAUGUUGUCUUCAUGAAAUAAUUUGGAUAUUUUGAUUUUAUUAUUUAUUUUUUUUACAAUAAAAUAGCUUUGUUUUACAUGAACAAAUUUCUUGGACCUCGUAUAAAAAUCUGUCAAAAAAUAGUAAGGUAGAGCUAAGGUGUUCAUUUAGGAUCACAGUUCCAUACAAGAAGAAGCUAGUUUGAAAGUUGGAUCACAUAUGUUAGGAUCCUUCCAUACACAAAAAGUGAAAUUGAGCUGCUCUUGGAGAAUAUAUCAACACUUAGGGCUUAGUGCUGACUUAGGUCUGUCAGGAAACACAGGAAGAGUGUUUCACAGAUGCUGGUCAAUCGAUAGGACUCCUUCUAUAAUAGGCUGAUUGAGGACAGGUUUCGAACAAUACCUGAUAUGGGUCAUUUUGAGAAGGUCAUCCUAACUGAAGAUUUUAUACAACAGUUUUUACACAACGUACAGUUGAAAUAAACUACAAGUUGUAAUUCUAAUAAAGGUAAACAAUGACCUUAGCUUCACUUUGGGCAACAAAUGAAUUAUUUGGUUGAUACAUACACUAAUACUCACUGUGAAAUAUGCAUCCUUUCUUCCACCAUAAUAUAUAAUGAAUUUGCAACCUAAAUCACUCAUUAGAAAGUAUGUUUUGUAAAUUACAUAUCAAAAA
Anas platyrhynchos (mallard) is the source of this 3543-nucleotide messenger RNA. It is a transcript of the gene CCDC110, whose product is annotated as coiled-coil domain containing 110. The record is from RefSeq and is a predicted model, not a curated record. NCBI's taxonomy places the organism in Eukaryota, Metazoa, Chordata, Aves, Anseriformes, Anatidae.